CACUCCCUCCUCUCACCUCCGGUAACCUCACCUCCCUCCUCCAAAACCUCAAAAACCCAAAAAAAUUCCCCAAAUUCUCCUCCCUCAAUCUGAUCAACAAUGGAGGACGACGCCUCUUCCUCCUCCUCCGACGAGAUCUCAGACUCCGAGAUCAGCGACUACGAGUCCAAAGCCUACGCCUACCUCCAAUCCAACCAAUCCAACGCCACCUCCACCACCUCCAACCACCGCGUCCGCAACCCCGACGGAACAUUCCGAUGCCCUUUUUGCGCGGGAAAGAAGAAGCAGUCCUUCAAGCUCAAGGACCUCCUCCAGCACGCCACCGGCAUCGCCGCCUCCUCCGCCCGCAAAAACUCCAUGCGCACCACCCACCGCGCCCUAGCCCGCUUCCUCACCGAAUCGAACCCGAACCCCAAUGGGCCUAACCCUAACCCUAUCCCUAGACCGAUUGAGCCCAAAGCUGAGCCUGAGCCUGAACCUGAACCGAGUCCUGAACUCUUUGUCUGGCCUUGGACCGGCGUACUUGCCAAUGUCCCGAUCGGUGAGCCGCUUGAGGAGAGGUUCUCAAAGUUCAAACCUUUGGAGGUAAUCCCGCUAUUUGUGAGGGAACACGAUAAGCCAAAUGGAAACUGUGUUGUGAUCAUGAGGUUUAAUAAGGAUUGGAGUGGGUUUAGGGACGCUGUUGCUUUCGAGAACCAGUUUAAAGCUGUGGGUUUGGGGAGAGAGGAGUGGGUUAAAGGGAAAUUUGAGGUUGGGAAAGGGGAUUUGUAUGGGUGGAUGGCGAGAGAGGAGGAUUUCAACGGAGACGAUUCGGUUGGUGAGUAUUUGAAGAGGAACGGGAAGGUGCUGACUGUGUCGGAGGUGGAGAAUGAGCAGGCGAAGGAGAAUGGGAGGAUGGUUGCGUUGUUGGCGAGCCAAAUCGAGGUUAAGAAUCAGCAUUUGAUGGACAUGCAGUGUAGGUAUAACUUGAGUGAUUUGUCGCUGAGGAGGAUUUUGGAGGAUAAGAACCGGGUUCAUCUGGCGUUCAAUGAGAAGAUGCGGAGAAUGCAAGGUGAAGCUCGUGAUAAUGCUCGUAAAGUUUUUGAAGAGAAUGAAAAAUUGAGGUUGGAAUUGGACUCAAAGAAGAAAGAGUUGGAUUUGCGACGUAAAGAACUUGAUAAGCUAGAAUCCCUAAAUGAGGGGGAGAAACAGAAACUUGACGAUGAGAAGCAAAAGGGUUUGGAUGGCCUGAUGAUGAAAGGCCGUACUGUGAUUGGAAUUAAAAGAAUGGGCGAACUUGAUGAGAAGCCUUUUCAAAAUGCAUGCAAGAAGAAGUUUCAAGAAGAUGUCGAUAUCAAAGCUCUAACAUUGUGUUCUGAAUGGCAAGAGAAACUGAAGAAUCCAUCAUGGCAUCCUUUCAAGAUUGUGGAAUCUGGCGGAAAAGCUGAGGAAGUGAUAGAUGAAUCGGAUAUAAAUUUAAAGCAUAUAUGGAUUGAGUGGGGGGAUGAUGUAUAUAAUGCUGUUAAGACAGCUUUGCUUGAAAUAAAUCAGUACAAUCCCAGUGGAAGAUAUGUGAUACCAGAGCUAUGGAAUUUUAAAGAGAACAGGAAAGCAACAGUGAAGGAGGUCGUCCAAUAUCUCAUAAAGCACUGGAGGAGUCUCAAGAACAAGCGCUGAUGGGAGAUCAAGUCAUGGAGGAUUAAGCGAAGCUUAUGCUGUAUCGACUGCCGUGUUGGGGAUUUAGGAGCCAUGAUAAACUGUAGAACUGUGGGUUAAGAACACUCAUAACUUCUGAUUUUUGUGUUUAAUUUAUGUACCACCCUCUUUUAGUACUUUUCGCAAAAGACUUGCUCUCCUCUGGUUCUACGACGAAGAAACUUCACUCAUGGUUGAGGUUCUGCAUGUUCCCUUGCUGUGAAUCCUUCUCUCUGGAGAUCCAAACUUCAAGCUGGUGAAAAUAAAGAGUGCAAGAGCCUGCGUUGCAUUUUCAUUCA
Molecule: messenger RNA, 1973 nt
Organism: Asparagus officinalis (garden asparagus)
Lineage: Eukaryota; Viridiplantae; Streptophyta; Magnoliopsida; Asparagales; Asparagaceae
Product: factor of DNA methylation 5-like
Exons: 5
Coding region: 100-1656 (518 amino acids)
Biological process (GO): gene silencing by siRNA-directed DNA methylation
Source: RefSeq, a predicted model, not a curated record